GGAAGAAAGAAUACAAACAAAUAAUUUUUUGUGAUUAAUACAAUUUAUAAAAUCUGUUUAAAGGCAAAAUAAAGUUGUUGUAAGAAAUUAACAACAAAAAUUUGCCACAUCAAAAGAAAAAAUUACGAAUAUGCGUGCUUUGGUUGAAGAUACAAAAAAACUUACGGUGAAUAAUAAUAACAAUAACAACAAUAAUAAUAACAGCAGCAGCAAUAGUGGUAAUACCGUGGUGACUACUAGAGCAGCAAACUCUAACUCUACUAGAACGGCAACUGCAACUGCUACAGCAGCAACAAAAAAAUUAAAUUCAAAAAUUGCAGCUAAAACAAAUAUACAGCAGCCAGUAGCAAAAGCUAAAGUAGCAACAGUAGGAAAGUCAGCAGCAGCAGGAAAACCAACCACAACAAAAGUGGGAAAACCAACAACAACAACAACAGUGGGGAAAAAAGCCACUGCUGAAAAACCACCAGCAGCAGGAGCAGCAGCAGUGUUAGCAGGUGCAGACGCAGCUAAAACGUCAUUUACAAAUAAAACGUACAAAAUGCAACAGCAGCAGCAACAAACGACAAUAACUAAUACCACCAAUACGAAUACUAAAGCAGGAAAGGCUGCAGCCAAUUGUCCUUCACCUCCAACAACCGGAGUUAAAUUGCGUACCAAGCAGACACAGCCCAAAAAUGACAAGAAAGAAAAUCACAACAACAAUACCACAACUGAUUCAACGUCAACAACAAUUGCCUUGCCCAGAGCAUCGCAUGCCAACACCACUGAGGAAAUAUGCGGCGGUGUACAGGAUACAAUUUAUUUGUGCAAUUUUCGUGUCUCAGUUGAUGGUGAAUGGUUGUGCUUGAAGGAACUACAAGACAUUGAUAGUAAUCCACCAGUCUCGGCAUCCGAUGGACGUUUGGCUGGCAGCGGUGGUGGCGGUGUUGGUGGCGGCCAACGACCCUAUUCGAUGUAUUCGCAAAAGCACAAACGCUAUUCGGCUGGUGAUCGCAGUUCGUAUGGCGGCGGUGGCGGCGGUUUCGAGGAUAAUGGUAUAUUUGCAUUACACAAUUUUAUAGCUGGUCGUCGUUUGUAUGAUGAACAGGGUCACGCUUUUCAUACAAAUAUGCUUACUGCACCCCAUGCACGAGAAAGUGGCUUUAUUGGUGUUUUCGGUGGUGGUGGCGGGGGUGCUAGUCAAAGUUCGAAUGAAUGGUCAAAUCUUUCCCGUGAUCCUGCUGAAAUUGAACGUAGUAAUUUGGUAAAUAUUUGUAAAUUGGUGGUAAAAGAGUUACUCGAGCAAUCGGUGCGCUAUGGACGUAUGCUGGAUUCUGAUCAUUUGCCCUUGCAACAUUUCUUUAUUGUGAUUGAACAUGUUUUGGGUCAUGGUUUGCGUACAAAAAAGGGACUAUUGGGUCCCCGCAAAGAACUCUGGGAUCUCUUGCAAUGCGUUGAGUCCUAUUGCCCCGAGGCUCAGGACAUAACGGCAAGUGUUCGCGAUUUACCCACAGUACGCACUCAUAUAGGUCGUGCCCGUGCCUGGCUGCGUAUUGCUUUAAUGCAGAAGAAAUUGUCGGAUUAUUUACAAGCUCUAAUAGAACAUCGUGAAGAUGCUCUAUACGAAUAUUAUGAGCCACAUGCUUUAAUGAUGAGCGAUGAGAUUGUCAUCAUUAUGGGCAUUUUAGUGGGUCUUAAUGUUAUCGAUUGUAAUUUGUGUGUUAAAGAGGAAGAUCUUGAUUCUCAGCAGGGUGUUAUAGAUUUCUCUUUAUAUUUACGAUCUAGUUCUCGUAAUAAUGACAAUGAUAACGACGAAGAGUGUAACCAAACAACUGAUGCUAAUGGACAGGGCAAUAUGAUUGCUGUUUUGGACCAAAAAAACUAUAUCGAAGAAUUGAACAGACAUUUAAAUGCAACAGUAGGAAAUUUACAAGCCAAAGUUGAAUCGUUAACUACCACAAAUGCUCUUAUGAAAGAAGAUUUAGCUAUUGCCCGUAAUAGUUUAUUAGCUUUACAAGCAGAAAAUCAAGCAAUGCGGCAAAUUCCACAAAUAAAUGCUGGCCCACCUUCAAUCAACUCAAACCAAAGUGACAAUAGUUCAAAUUCCAAGGAGAAUGACAAAGCUUUAAUGGAAUCUCUCAAAGUCGAGCUGGAAAAGGAAAAAAAGAAAUCGUCCGAACUAGACAAAGAAUUAAAGUUACAAAUCUCACUUAAAGCCGAAUCUGAUAUGGCAAUGAAACUACUGGAGAAGGAUAUACAUGAAAAGCAGGAUACUAUUGUAUCCUUGAGACUACAAUUGGAUGAAAUAAAACAAAUCAAUUUGGAAAUGUAUCGCAAAUUACAGGAAUGUGAGGCUUCGCUCAAACACAAAACUGAGUUGUUGAUGAAAUUUGAAUCUCAAAAAGAGGAUAUGGCUAGUACCAUAGCUCAUUUAGAGAAAAAAUGGAGCAGCGAUAAAGUUAAUUUAGGCGAAAUACUAAAAACUACCUCGAACACACUAUCCAAUCAAGUUAGUGCUUCCGAAGAACGUGCAAUAAGAGCCGAAAAUGAAUUGCUCAAAGAACGCGAAUUGCGCAUGCAAUUGCAGGAAAAUGAAUUAAAACUAAAAGAGAAAAUCAUCGGCCUUGAAAACAAAACUAAAGAAUUCAACGACGAAGUACAAAAGAAUCAAAAACUUAAAAUAGAUUUUGAAAAAAUACGCCAUCAAUGGUCAGAGGCUCAAACUACGCUCGAAGAGCUGGGCAUACAGUUGAGUGAAAAUAAACUGAAAGUGGCCGAACUGCAGGAGAAAGAUAGGCGCCAACAAGAGUUACUAAACAAUUCAAUAUCAUCUUCGCAGAACUAUUUAAAUGAAAUACAACCAAUAGCUGGGGCGGCUGGCAUAUGGGCGCCCGACUCCAUAGCCACUCAUUGUACGGCCUGUAAGAAGGAAUUUAAUUUAACACGUCGCAAACAUCACUGCCGCAGUUGUGGCGAAAUAUUUUGCCGAACAUGUUCCGACCACACUCUGCCAUUGCUCAAUGAGAACGGACAAUUGGGUAAACCAGUCAGAGUUUGUUUAUCCUGUUUUGCUUCACACAAAUGAUUGUUGUUAUAUAGAGAUUGUUAUCAGUAAAAUUUUAUUUAAUUUAAUUUAUUUACCCAAGUAUUUUAUAAUUUUUGAUAAAUUUUCGAAUGCUUUUAUUUGUUGUAUAUUACAUACAUACAUAAUUAUAUUUAUAAAAUAAAAUAACAUUAACGAGAACAUAAUACUAACAACUAUUUACAAAUAUUAUACAGAAAUAUUACAAAAAUUUGUUAUAAAGUAUUUUUACAUGCGUAAAUAUUGAUGUAUACUAACUAUACAUGUAUUUUAGUAAUAAAUUUAAAUAUACAUACACAACUACUUUAUUUUUGUGAAAAAGAAACAAAAUUGAAAA
Messenger RNA from Calliphora vicina (urban bluebottle blowfly), 3401 nucleotides. Its product is annotated as protein RUFY3. NCBI's taxonomy places the organism in Eukaryota, Metazoa, Arthropoda, Insecta, Diptera, Calliphoridae. The record is from RefSeq and is a predicted model, not a curated record. The transcript is spliced from 8 exons. The coding region runs from base 131 to 3067 and encodes 978 amino acids. Gene Ontology annotation, molecular function: metal ion binding. Gene Ontology annotation, cellular component: cytoplasm.